Messenger RNA from Zootoca vivipara (common lizard), 12931 nucleotides. The record is from RefSeq and is a predicted model, not a curated record. Lineage: Eukaryota; Metazoa; Chordata; Lepidosauria; Squamata; Lacertidae.
GAGGGGGGCCGAGGGGGAUGAAGUUUUGAACGAAAGAUGUAAUUUUGUGUUGGUGAUAAUGCAAACUGUACAAAUUAAAAAUAAAAUACUUUAAAGUAGAAUAAUAAUAAUAAAUAAAUAGAAUAGAAUAGCAUUUGUUUCAUUUGCUGCUGCAUUGCACUGCUGACUCAUGUUUAGGGAAGUUUUUAAUGUUUGAUAUUUUACCGUGUUUUUAAUAUCCUGUUGGAAGUUGCCCAGAGUGGCUGUGGAGGCCUGGCCAGAUGGGCGGGGUAUAAGUAAAUAAUAAUAAUAAUAAUAAUAAUAAUAAUAAUAAUAAUAAUAAUAAUUUUAAUAUCAGAUCCUUUUCACAUGUACUGCUAGUAAGUCAGGUGUCCCCCAUCUUAUAUAAUAAUAAUAAUUUUAAUAAUAAUUUAUUAUUUAUACCUCGCCCAUCUGGCUGGGUUUCCCCAGCCACUCUGGGCGGCUUCCAACAGAAAUAUUAAAAUACACUAAUUUCUUAAAGAUUAAAAGCUUCCCUAAACAGGGCUUUAUAUCUGUGCAGCUGUUUAUUCCUGCCUAAGGAAAGGCCAAAGGUUGAGAAUCUUUGCAUGCAAAAACAUUUUAGGCAGGCUUACUCAAACUCGGCCCUCCAGAUGUUUUGAGACUACAAUUCCCAUCGUCCCUGACCACUGGUCUUGCUAGCUACAGAUCAUGGGAGCUGUAUGCCAAAAACAUCUGGAGGGCUGAGUUUGAGGAAGCCUGAUCUUAGGUACAAUCUCCAGCAUUCUGCCUGGAACCUGAUUCUGUAUGAGGCAGUUUCCCAAGUUCCUAUAUCAGGAUAUUCAUUUCAACAAGAGGUUGAGGCUCCAAUUCUAUACCCAUUUGGGGGCAAGCCGAGUACAGUCGUACCUUGGAAGUCAAACGGAAUCUGUUCCGGAAGGCCCUUCGACUUCCAAAAUGUUCGAAAACCAGAGCAUGGCUUCCUGCAGCCAAUCAGAAGCCGUAGAAGCGCCAUCGGACGUUUGGCUUCCAAAAGAACAUUCGAAAACCGAAACAGUCUCUUCCGGGUUUCGAUUGUUUGGGAGCCUAAACGUUUGAGAACUAGGCUGUUCGAAAACCAAGGUACAACUGUAGACAAGUAUAGGGCUAUUCUGUUAAAGAUUCAGGGCCUUAGCAAAAAAUCUAUCUUGCAUAGAAAUAUUUAUUGUAGCUUUUCUGGGUCAUUAUUAAAAGAAAUACGCUUUUGGGAAGAUGCAUGUUUUUCCUAGUGUAGCGCCGGUCUUUUUUUUUUUUUUUUUGGUACUGUUUGCUAGGCUCGCUCUUCUGGGGUUUUGAAUUGCUCAUAUAUUUUUUAAUAUUGUUAGCAUUUUUAUGAUAUUAUUCUGGGGGACGGGAUGGAACGGAAGGUGCAGGAUAAAAAUAUUCUCAUAAAUUAGUAAUGCCACUUUUGAGAUUAGAACGUUUUAGUAAUAGCAUAUUAUAUUGGAGUGGCGUUUUUAAAAAGCAGCAACGCAUCCUGCUUUUAUGCACAAAAGGCUCCCUGGUUGGCUUACAAAUAUCCUGCUCUGGAGGGUAGGACUUGAAGCGAUGGCUUCAAGUUACAAGAAAGGAAAUUCCGACUAAACAUCAGGAAGAACUUUCUGACAGUAAAAUCUGUUCAACAGUGGAGCAGCUUGGAAGGUUGUGGACUCUCCUUCCUUGGAGGUUUUCAAGCAGAGGUUGGAUUACCAUCUGUCAUGGAUGCUUAAUUUGAGAUUCCUGCGUUGCAGCCACAGGGGACCCAGGUGGCGCUGUGGGUUAAACCACUGAGCCUAGGGCUUGCUGAUCAGAAGGUCGGCGGUUCAAAUCCUUGCAACGGGGUGAGCUCCUGUUGCUCGGUCCCAGCUCCUGCCCACCUAGCAGUUCGAAAGCACAUCAAAGUGCAAGUAGAUAAAUAGGGACCGCUCCGGCGGGAAGGUAAACACCGUUUCCGUGCGCUGCUCUGGUUCGCCAGAAGCAGCUUUGUCAUGCUGGCCACAUGACCCGGAAGCUGUCUGCGGACAAACGCCGGCUCCCUCGGCCUAUAGAGCGAGAAUAGUGCCGCAACCCCAGAGUCAGACACGACUGGACCUGAUGGUCAGGGGGCGUUGCAGCCACAGGGGGUUGGACUAGAGGCCCCUGGGGGGGGGGUCCCUUCCGACUCUACAAUUCUACGAACAGAACUCACUUUCUGGCUUGGAAUAUAAAACAGUGGUUUCCACCUUGCAAUAAACAAAAUCUGCCCUCAUUCCCUUAUGGGGUACACAAGAGCCCUUGUAGAGUCCUUUGUAGGUUCUCCAUCGGUAGGAGAAAAUAACGAGAGGCCAACCAGAGAAUAUUGAGAAGCAAAGCAGCUAUAAGCCUGAUCUUUAUUGACUGUUGCAACAGGGUGCUCCCUCACAGGCAGGAGAAAGGAGGAGGACCCAGAACAAAUGUGUGCCUGCCCUUCUAUAGCCAUUUUGAAAUUCCCUGCCCUGGAGCUCAAGACCACCCCUCCCUACAUCAUACAUACAUCACAGAAGGGGUGUAGCCCAAGACCACCCCCCAGGGUCAUCAUACCUACAUCAUAGAAAAGGGCCGCCUUCAACAGAAAUCUGAGCCCGUUGUUUACCGGUAGUGUCUGCCAGCUAUCUGAUUGCAUUAUUCUCUCUUUUGUUAUUAUAACUACUCAAUUCCGGAAUCCAUGUCCCAGGUUCACCCCAUUCACACCUUAAAUGUGCCCUUAAGGCAGGAUCUGUGAGCACAGAGACAAUGGGGAGGUUUUCCCAUUUCCUCCCUCCUUUCAGAGAAACCAUUUGGUCAGUCUGGGAGAGUCAAAAUGGUUUCAGGACUGUCCCCUUUGCUGCUUCACACAUGUGGCCCAUACACUUGUGUACGCGUCUGCUUGGUACAUUGAUGAACAGAGAGAGAGAGAGUAUGUGUAUAUGACCCUAAUUUGUUUAUUUCACCCUCUAUUGCUGAUGGUCUUGGAAAACCAAGCAAUCUUAAAACCAUUUACCUGGGAAUAAGCCUGGCUUCCUUUUCUGUAACCUCCUCCAGCCUGGAGGGCCACAUCCCAUUGUGCACAACCUUUAGGGGGCCACAUAGACAUGGUGGGUGAUGCCAAAAAUGCUCUACUCUCCAUUCAAAUGAGUAAAGAGGGAUUGUCGAAGUUCAAAGAUGUAUGUAUUCCUUCCAGGAAUAGUCAGUAGAGGAAGAAGCCAGUGGGAGAUGCAGGUUGUACAAAGUCUCAAGGGCCAGAUAGGGAGGCCUGGAGGGCCGCAUUAGACACCCACCCACACCCUGGCUUUGAGGUUCCCCAUGCCUUGUGCACUGUAAUCCUUUCACGACCGUUUCGCCCGGUGCCCUCUCUUCUCUGCAGUUACAGAAGACGGUUACCUGGUCACUGUGUGACUUUUUUUAAAGUCUCUGUUAUAAUCUGUUUAACUGCCGGGAGUCCUUGGUUGUCUUCUGCAUUCUUCUCAGGCUUCUGUUUCUGUGGUUGGGGAUUGUGCAUCAACUUUAAUUGGAGGGUGAGUCACCGAGGUUGGCAACACGGCCAGAUGCCAGCAAGAAAGCAAUUAUAAGGGAGCAGAGAGGAAGCUCUCUCCGUCUCUUUGUCCCAGAGGACUGGCUGCUGAGGCCACAAUGGCAAAUGGGUGGCAGAAUAGAAUCAUGCCUACUCUGUUGAAUUGGAAGGGACCCGCGGGGUCAUCUAUUCCAACCCCUGGCUAUGAGGGAAUCUCGGCUAAAGCAUCCAUGGUAGGUUAAAAACCUCCAGCCAGUGUUAGAAACUCAGGUUUAAAAGCUAACCGCCAAGGGACAACUUAGGUUACGGUCGCCACAACAGAAUGUCUAGGCCCCUUUCUCUCCCCCCCCCUCCAAUGAAAUUUAUUAUUGAUAUUUACAGUGGUACCUCAGGUUAAGUACUUAAUUGGUUCUGGAAGUCCGUACUUAAUCUGAAGCGUAUUUAACCUGAAACGAACUUUCCCAUUGAAAGUAAUGGAAAGUGGAUUAAUCCGUUCCAGACGGGUCUGUGGAGUACUUAAAUUGAAAGUACUCAACCUGAAGCGUACUUAACCCGAGGUAUGACUGUAUUUGCUCGGAAGUAAGCCCCCGCCACCUCCAGAGGGGCUUUCUUGCCCUCGAGAAAGUGCGCCGCGGAUUGCAGCCCAUGCAGCAGCACAGAAGCAAAGUUUGCUGCACCGCAGGAGCACAAAACGUGCCUGACAUUGGGGUGUGUGUGUGCCUUUUGAGUGCAGUGCCUGAGCACCCCCUAGCCAGAUGGAGAUGUCAGUCGCUCAACAUGGCAUCCAGAGAUCUACCUGAAGGAGCUUCUCCACCCCCAUCGUUCUGCCCGGACACUGAGGUCCAGCUCUGAGGGCCUUCUGGCGGUUCCCUCCUUGCGAGAAGCCAAGUUGCAGGGAAGCAGGCAGAGGGCCUUCUCGGUGGUGGCGCCCACCCUGUGGAACGCCCUCCCAACAGAUGUCAAGGAAAUAAACAACUGUCUUGACUUUUAGAAGAUAUCCGAAGGCAGCCCUGUUUAGGGAAGGUUUUAAUGUUUGAUGUAUUUAUUGCGUUUUUAAUAUUCUGUUGGGAGCCGUCCAGAGUGAUUGGGCAAACCCAGCCAGAUGGGCAGGGUGUAAAUAAUAAAUUGUUGUUGUUUGAGUUGUUGUUGCCACGUGGUUGCAACAUGACCCUGGGGGAUUUUGAACACUGCCUCUGGGGGAUUUUGAACGGGUCAGAGGCUCCCGUUAUUUUUUUGGGGGGGGGAAUUCAGUUAUCUUCAUGCAGGUUCGUGGGUGAUGUUUAAUAUUAGAAAAGGCCUUCAACAAUUGAAGAAAGUCUCCAUCAUUAUAGAGGCAUCCUUUGUAGCUUUAUUAAGCGCUGCAGGAAUUUUUCUUACAAUGUGUGUUUUUUCUUUGGUUUUUGGAAGUUCUCUACAAUGUAAAUAAAUUAACCAGCUAGAACAGAGGAGGGGUAGGCAGGGCUGUUUGUCUGUUCUACACCCUGCCCUUUAGCACUUUUCCUUACAAGUUUGAGUGCUAAAAACAGUCAAAACAGUUUUUCCUCCUGCAGAGGUGUGGGUGACAGCCUUUCCCCCCUGAGCCUCCAAUGGCUGAGCUGGUUGGGGCCUCCACCAGGGACCAGCUGCUUUUUUUUAAAGUUUAUAACUUUAUUCUUUCAAGCCGCCUGCCUCAGGCCUCAGACAAGUUUUGCACAGGACUCUCACUUCAUGCAUUUAUACAAUCCUUUUUUAAGGAUUGCCUUUUGGCCCCUCUCCUACAGAGUCGGCUCACAGGCACACCUUUAAAACACAGCGCUCUUUUCAAAAUAAUACAUGGGAACGCAGAGAGCUAAAAACCGAGUUGACUGGUGGGUGCUAGUUCUUUAUUUGCAGGGCCUGUUUCCAAGUGGGGACCAUUCAGAGAUCGGCAGUCUUCAUCAGCGGCCUAAGGUCAACAGCCCACUGUGACUGAUCCUAGUUUAUUAAUUCAUAUCACACACUCUUUUCAAGUUUAUGCAUUUCAUUAAUUUUACAAUCAUUUUGACACUUCGAAACUUGACUUCUGCGGUUCCUUAAAUUAAUUUUUAAUAUCUCCUGCAUAUCCAAAUUGACCUACUUGGCUCAUUUAUUCAUCUUCUUUAAAUAUAUCCCCUUUAAAACUGCAGCUUAUUACAAUAAUCCUGCCAAUGUUCUUAUCUGUUUACAAUUUAUCUGUAAAUAUUCAAUAAACCAUUUCCAUUCGUUUAUAAAAAGUUUGUUAUCUUGCCUUCUUAUUCUUCUUAAUGGAAGGUUUUGCCAUUUCUGCAUAUUCCAUCAGUUUUUGUAUCCAGUCUUCCUUUGCUGGGACUUCUUCCUCUUUCCAUUUUUGAGCAAGUAACAUUCUUGCCACUGUAGUUGCAUACUGUACAAGAAUAAGUUUAUAUACAAUAAAAGUAGUUCUAUCCCUAUAAUUCCCAAAAGAAAAGCUUCUGGGUUUGUUGUUGUUGUUUUUUACAAAGGUUAUUUUAAACAUCCUUUUCAUUUCAUUAUAUAUCAUCUCCCAGUAAGCUUUAAGCUUGCUACAAAACCACCACAUAUGAUAAAAAGAACCUUCUUUCUUUCUCCGAGGCGCUCAAUGUAGCGUACGCAGUUCGUCUCAUUGCGACAACCCUGUGAGGUAGGCUGAAAGAGGCAGUGAUCGGACGAAGGUCGCCUAGAGAGCUUUGUGGCCGAGCGGGGAUUUGAACUCCAGACUCUCCUGGAUCCUACUCUAGCCACUGUGCCAGGUGCCAGUGUCCUUCCUGUGCUCCUUCUCACUGCAGUGAACAAACACCGCAGGGACAAAACACCUGAGGGAGCUUCUGUCCCCACCUCCUUGUGUUGCUAUUGGCUGAAAGGAGGAGGCUGGACCAGGAAGAGUCCUCAUAAUCCCCAGGAACUGGGAAGGUGGCCAGAAGGACCAGCCAUUGGGGCGAGGCCUCUCUGAGCAAGCAGUUCAUGAUUCAGGAGUGUGUACAUCAACACAGAGCCUUCAGCCAGUUGGUGGGAUCAUGCGGCAGCACCAAGGCUAUAUUGGGCUACUUGCUCCAUUAUGUAUCCUGUUCAUUUUCCUCCUGUUCACACUCACUGCCUCUUACAAACCCAUCAUCGUUGUCCAUGGCCUGUUUGACAGCCCUUCCGACUUCCGGCAGCUGUUGGUGUUCAUCAAUGAGACCCACCCAGGUACCAACGUCACAGUCAUUGAUUUGUUCGACCAUACCGAGAGCCUGAAGCCUCUUUGGAUGCAAGUGGAAGGGUUCCGGCAAGCCAUUUACCCCAUCAUGCAGAAUGCUGUCGAUGGGGUCCACCUUAUCUGCUACUCCCAAGGAGGACUCAUCUGCCGCGCUCUCCUCUCCACGAUGCCCGACCACAACGUGGACACCUUCAUCUCUCUCUCUUCCCCACAGAUGGGGCAAUAUGGGGACACCAAGUACUUGAAGUGGCUCUUCCCGGAGCACAUGAAAUCCAACCUGUACCGUUUAUGCUACACGCAGCUGGGCCAGGAUUUCUCAAUCUGCAACUACUGGAAUGAUCCACACCAUCGGGAUCUUUACCUCAACAACAGCAACUUCCUGGCUCUGUUGAAUGACGAGAGGCUCCAUCCCAAUGCAACAGCCUGGAAGAGAAACUUCCUGCGGAUCCGAAAGAUGGUUCUGAUUGGGGGUCCGGAUGACGGUGUAAUCACGCCAUGGCAGUCUAGUCUGUUUGCCUUCUAUGAUGAUAACGAGAAUGUGAGAAAUAUGACAUCACAGCCGGUCUACCUACUGGAUACCUUUGGCUUGAAGACUCUAGACGCUCGAGGCGACAUUGUUUUUUAUAAAAUGCCAGGCGUCACCCACACAAACUGGCAUUCCAACCUCACAGUUUAUGACACUUGCAUUGCCAAAUGGUUGACGUAGCUGGCAGGGACUUGAAGAAGAAGCUGGCAGAGGAGGAGAGUGUCCUAAACCGAGAUGCGCUGUGGUACCUCACCUUGGCAUUUCUUCCCACCAAGAAGAAACCCCGCUUUUGUUACCAAUAGCUUUUUGUUUUGUUUUUAUUUUUAGGAUGGUUGAUAUUUUCUUUCAGAGUGGAAGAAACUUUUGUCCUGCAGGACCUUUUGGUGAAGGCUAGCAGCAGUUUGGGGGUAUUCCAGGGGGCUGCAAGGGAGGAGGCAGGAAAUCACCGUGCCAUUUUUUUAUUUUUGGCAGCUCUGAGCUAUGAAAGCUGCAGGAAAAACCACAAAAGGACAAUUCAACAGAAUCAAAUACUUGAGAAGAAUUGGGGGUGGGGGGUGGGAUUUAGGUGCCGAAUGUAGCAAAGAGACUGAAAACAGAAACUGCAUUUACAUUUCAUAAAUAGUGUUCCUAUUUCGUAUUUCCCGGUUCCAAACCUCUUGCAGAAAUCUAUGCCUUGUGAAUGCUGGCCAUAUUUCUCUUUGAAAUUCUAACACUGAAAAGGUUGAAUUUAGAAAAUGCCUUUUGAGUUGGACUUUUUAAAAAAUACAUCACAUUCUUUCUGGCAAAAAUCUUAAUACUGUUUCUAAUGGAGACUAAACUUCCAGAAAGGUGACAGAAACUAAUUGUGAGAAAGUUUUGAUACGCUAACAUCAUUUUGCAGAGAUAAGUUGUGAUUUCUGCUCAAAUUUCAGCUUUGAGAUUUCCACAGAGAAGAUGGGUCAGUUUGUAGUGUUUUACCAAAACUCCAGUUCCCUGGCAUUUUCAAAUUUUAACCAUGUAGGUGUUCAGGGUUGCAUUUUUUUUCCAGUAAUUUGCUUCAGUCUCUUUGUUUGCACCACAAUAUUGGAAGGAGCUUCGGAGCUUAGUCCUCCAAUCAUAGAUCAAAACAAAUAUUUUAAAUCAUUGACUAAAUGGAAAGGCAAUAUGUAUUUAUUAUAAAUGUGUAUAUUCCCCCUCCUCCUUUAGAAGCACAUUCUCAGAAACUCAGGUUAGCAACAAAAAUCAAUGUAGACAGAAACUUCGUCGUUUGCUCUGUUGUCUAUAUUUUUUUAAAAAAAUGAUAUGUGCUUAAAAAACCACCCAGUGACAGCUGUUAAGAGGCAGGUGAUUUGGGGGGAGCAUCUGCUAAGGUACCCUGAUCUCUUGGAGGGGAAACUUCAGAACUUCACCACUUACAGAAAGAGAAAGGGACCUGGGGCCCUUUCCGAUGUUUCGGGACUACAACUUCCAUCAUCCCUGACUGCCAGCCAUGCUGCUUGGGCUGAUGGGAGUUGGAGUCCCACAAGAUGUGAAGGGACACAGAUUCCCCACCCGUCUGCUACAGUAUUAACUCUUACUAUCACCAAGGUACAAUAGGACAUAGGCAAUAGGACUCAGGUUUAAUGCUAACUGUGGAUCCAGGCUGUGUUUAUGUGAAUCACAUUCAUUUCCUCAAAUAAUUACAGGCGCUGUCGUUUACCCCUCACAGAGUUACGAUUCCCAGCAGCCCUUAACAAACUGCAGAAAAGAAUGUGCCUGAAAGUGUAUACACAGCUGGAGUUUGAAAAAAAGGAAAUGAAAAAGGAAAUGAAGACAAGACAGGGUUCACUUUCAGCUGCGCUUGGUGAGGCUUGAGGGGGAGAAUUACUCUGGGAAAUGUUUUACAUGCUAUGCGGAAUGAGAGACUGGAACGCUGGACUGCUCCACUUCUAGUAGCGUGGAGAGAAGUUGUGUUUUUGGAUGUUGCUCCACAUAAAAGAAACACACAAAUCCUUUAUGUAGUAGAAAGAAGAUUCCACCUAAACAUUAGGAAGAACUUCCUAACAGUAAGAGCUGUUCGGCAGUGGAAUUUGCUGCCAAGGAGUGUGGUUGAGUCUCCUUCUUUGAAUAUAAGUGAAUGGAUGGAUUUCCUUCACCCAGGGGGCAGAGAGUAAAGCAUUGCAUUUUGGGACAUGAUUGCAUUUUGGGGCACGAUUGCUGAGGUAAAGCCUUGGCACUAGGUUGCAAACAUUUGGCACUGCCUUCCCACGCAGCUGCCCAGUUUUAGCAAAGGUCUGAAGAUCCUUCUAGUGGGAAGUGCCAAGGACUGGAGGUUCUAAUAAUAGAAUAAGGACCUUUUAAAAAAAAUGUGUUUUUUUUUUUUUGCAAAGCAUGUUUUGUACUUUUCCACAUUGUCUCCAUGGGAAGCAAGUCAUUUGGGUUUGUUUCAGAUUGUACUUUGUUUUAGGACUCCACCUUGAGGAAUGUUCAUAAUAAUAAUUAUUAUUAUUUUGAGGCUCAAAUAGUUAGAAACAUGGAUAGACAUUUGUGUGUGAAAUUAACAGAAUUUGGGAGUGGGGGCUGUUUUGAGAAGUUCAUAAUUUACUAGCCACCAGUGUGGAUUUUAGCCAGGAUUGUUACAAUACUUUAUAGUUCCGCAGAAGCUUAAGAUUUUAUUUAUAUUUUUUGCAUUCUCACACGCAAUGUCUUGAAGUUUUUUGGGGUGUUUUUUUUUGCCAUGUAGAUAAUAUAGGAUAAGGGAUAAGGGAAUGUUUUUAGCAUGAAUAUUUAUUUUUAUCAUAUGGAAAGUUGAAGCAGUACACAUUUUGGAUCUGGCUUGAAUUAGUGGAGGUAAGUGUCCCCCAAAUUUCUGGUGGCCAAGGCAUGCUUUUAGUUGUUGUUGUUAAAAUUGAAAGUGCAGGUGAUGUUGUUACACCUGAAAACCUUUCCUUUGGAAUGUAUAUGAGUCAGAACAGAGAAUCUCGCCCCUUGAAUUUCUGCAUGAGCUGUCGUCAUCUUGCCUUACCUCCUGAUAUAAAAGUAAGACUUCUAGAACAGCGGCCAUUGCUGCAACCUACAUUUAAAGCACACAGCUUCCCGCAAAGAAUUCUGGGAACUGUGGUUUGUUAAGGGUGCUGGGAAAUGUAGCUUGGUGGGUGUAAACUACGGUUCCCAAUAUUCUUUGCAGGGAAGUAACGUUUUUUCAAAUUUAGGAUGUGGUGCUCCUGCCUCGUGUCCUUUUAGAAGGGUUGCUUUGUUCAAUGAUUGUCCAAUCAUGCCCAAUGCAGAGACAGGGCGGAAUUAUUUAUCGUAUCUGCUUGCCUCUCAGAUCUGGAUCUGGAGGAAAGGGGUGCUAGACCAGUGGAUCAUUCAAGGAAUUUGGCGGGGGUUCACACAGGCUUGCUCUUAGGGUGGCAAGUUGUGGACUACCCUGAGUUGUCUGUGGCAAUGAGUUCCCUACACAACUACCCAUCCCACUUCCAGAAGGAUUGUGAGGGUGGGGUGAUCUGAUUGCGUGGCGAGGGGAUCUGGCGGCUGCUUCAGCAUGAAUCUGGUACUUGCUUGUGUCCUCAGCAUGGCAUGAGUUACAUCUGAGCAGCUGCCGAAACCCUUUUCAAAUUGGGGUUGCUGCAAUUUGGGGGCUGCUUUGAAUACACACACCAGAGGGUAUGUACUUUUCUAACCCCAAUCCAGACACUACAGUCCUAUUUUUCUCAAUCUUUUCUGCAUUAGAAUCAUAGAGUUGGAAGGGGCCACGAGGGCCAUCUAGUCCAACCCCCUGCGAUGCAGGAUUCUUUAGUCCAAUGUGGGACGCGAACCCACGACCCUGAGAUUAAGAGUCUCGUGCUCUACCGAAUGAGCUAUCUCAGCCUAAUAACAUGGUGGGCAUGACUCAACAAAUAAGCGCCAUCAGCAAAAGCCUUGUGCAUGGGCUUCAGCUUUUGUGAUAGGGCUCCCCCUCUAUUCACCCUCAAAAUUGGCUUGGGGUGGCGGCGGAGCAUAGCUGCCAAGUACCCCGUUUCCCCCGGGAAACCCCCGUAUUUUCUUACCGUUUCCCGCAGGUGUCCCGAAUGGCAAAAUACCCCGUAUUCCCCCAGAUUACGGCGCUCCUGCCAGCGGCCAUGUUCUUCUGGUGCCGCGCCGGCACCGGAAGUCGCUUCUACACACUUCCGAACAUGCGUAGAAGUGACUUCCAAUGCCGCUGUGCCCAUUUCCAAAAUGUCCGCAGUGCCAGAAGUCACUUCUACGCAUGUCCGGAAGUGUGUAGAAGCAACUUCUGGUGUCGUGACGCUGCUGAUCCUGGAUUUUUCAAUCCGGAACUUGGCACCCAUGUGGCGGAGAGAUGUCGAUAAAACAGCACACAAGGGGAGGAGAAGCAGCGAUUGCUCCAUCUGGCCAAAAUGCUUGCUGUGACAGAUCGAACUUAGUGCAACAUUGAGCUGGCAUCUGUUUUGUCUCGGGACAUUGAAUUCCUCCCCUUAAGUUCCUUGAGAGGAUGGGCAGAGGAGACCAUUUGCUAUGUGUUAAUGCAGAACAGGGGAUCCUGGCAUUGCAAGUGAGAAGAGUGCAUGAAAAUGAUACAAAAGUGAGUUUUCCCUGCAAUGUAAAGCUAGUGUUUCUCAUUUUCCCAUGUUCUAAAAGCACAUAUUUGUGAAUGGCACAUGAUCUAUGAGACUUAGAGGAACUAUUACAGCCCAUGUGGUUUCUUUCUUUCUUUCUUUCUAAAUCUUAUUUGCAUCCCUGGAAAGAUUUAAUAUAAUCUGCAUUUCUCACGCUACUUUAUGUGACGUUCCCACCCACCCUCUUCUGUUUAGGUCCAUUGUAGCUUGUGUCUGCAAACUUACGUACAUUUUAGAGUGAAGACAAAAGGCAACUUUUAUUUCCUUUUUUAGAGCGGUGGGGUUGCUCCCUAAGUACACUUUGCUACAUUUACCGGUAGUUGAGACAUUGUCUUUCCCCUGCAGGGCCAGACUCAGGAGGUGUGGGGGAUACAACUGUUGCAGGUUUGAACUGGAAACUCGCAUGUGGGAAGCGACUUGCUGGUUUCCCAUCCUGUCACCAAGGUCACAACAUACAUCUCUCACCAUUUUAACAACUUUACGCUUUCCCAAAGAAUUCCGGGGACUGUAGUUUGUCAAGGGUGCUGGGAACUGUAGCUCUGUGAGGGGUAAACUGUAGUUCCCAGGAUUCUUUGGGGGGGGGAGCCAUGACGGUUAAAGGUGAUUUUAAAAAAAAGUUCUUUAGGUGUACAGUGUGACAGGGAUGUAAGAAAUCGUUUUUUCAUCAACUACUCUCUGCAGAAAGAAAACAUUAGGCGAUAAAGGAACCCAAAAAAUCUGUGAACAUUCAUUCACGUAGCAUUUCUGAAGAAUGAAAAAGCAGUUCAAAGUGAGAGCUGCUAUUCAAUUGGUUGGCAUGCCCAACCCUCAUUUUAGCUGUGCUAUGGGCCUUAUCGCACAACUGCCCUCUGUUUUUUUAUGUCCUGCCUUUACCUUUUUACAUGUUCCAUUGAACUUUUAUGAGUGUAAAUUCCUCGGCCUGGAGUUCCCUUACUGCCCGCUAGGACUGUUUACAUAUUUAUGGUUUAAAAGAACCUUAUUUAUUGCCGGUAAGUUCUAAGCAUGUCUUAUCUGAUUGGGGGAGCGGGCAGAGUUUGUCUCCUCCAAAAAAAACCCAACCCUGUGAGAAAUUCUUCCUCUGCCUUAGGGUCAGGCACAGUUUUGUCAAUGGGCCUUCUUAUGUGGCCAAAGGG